Danio aesculapii is the source of this 514-nucleotide messenger RNA. RefSeq names its product chemokine (C-C motif) ligand 32b, duplicate 3 (gene ccl32b.3). The transcript has 3 exons. The record is from RefSeq and is a predicted model, not a curated record. Gene Ontology annotation, biological process: cellular response to type II interferon; monocyte chemotaxis; chemokine-mediated signaling pathway. Bases 60 to 425 code for a protein of 121 amino acids. Lineage: Eukaryota; Metazoa; Chordata; Actinopteri; Cypriniformes; Danionidae. Gene Ontology annotation, molecular function: chemokine activity; CCR chemokine receptor binding. Gene Ontology annotation, cellular component: extracellular region.
GAAAGUGUGAAAUAUAAGGUUGUGUAAAGAGUUUCAGUCAAUCUGUCUGCACAGUCGUGAUGAGUUCAACUAUCAGUUUUCCUUUCUGCCUUGCGCUGUUUUUGCUCUGCUUUAAUGCAGCAACUAGCCUGCGUUUAAACUGCUGUUUGAGUACUAGCAAGAUAAACAUACCUAUGAAGAAAGUUGUGGAUUAUACAGUCCAGAAAGCAGGAAUUUGCCCUAUCGAUGCCAUUAUUUUGUCCACCGUAAAAGGGAAAAGGAUUUGUUGUGAUCCCAACACUGAAUGGAUCAAAAAGGCUAUGAGAAAGGUGGACCAGAAGAAGCUGAGACAACAAAACUCUGAUUUAAAAGCUUUGCCAAAUCCAAAUGGCAACAGAAAAAAGAAAAAUGGACGCAGACAAAACUUAAACAAAAGUAAAAAUUGAUAGUUUUAUUUUUUGGUUGCUUCAGUAAUGUAAUUUUGAACUGGUGUCAGCUGAUAUGAACCUAAACUGUAAAAAAUAUCUGAAUAUUU